Messenger RNA from Engraulis encrasicolus (European anchovy), 7741 nucleotides. It is a transcript of the gene sik2b, whose product is annotated as salt-inducible kinase 2b. Gene Ontology annotation, biological process: intracellular signal transduction; protein phosphorylation. The transcript has 15 exons. The record is from RefSeq and is a predicted model, not a curated record. Gene Ontology annotation, cellular component: cytoplasm. Gene Ontology annotation, molecular function: ATP binding; protein serine/threonine kinase activity. Lineage: Eukaryota; Metazoa; Chordata; Actinopteri; Clupeiformes; Engraulidae. The coding region runs from base 322 to 3306 and encodes 994 amino acids.
CAUGAUGCCUCCUGCAAGUCAACUCGUGUACUCUCGCUAACAGAGCUGAAAUAUUAUAGCUCUAUUGUAUUGGAAACCGGUGGCGUGACACACCGCCCGAACUCACUAAACGCACUUAUUUCUUUCUUUUCUAUUUCUCGGGCUGGAGAGGUCUGCCAACAACAACCAAGCUGGCCCGCCGAUCGGGAAUCACACUUUGUCUAUUUUCAAUAGACACAUUUUAGCGGGCGGUUUGUUUUCCCCUGGUCCUGGACAGCCUUAUCCGGAGGCGGGAGUCGCAGGUCGCUAUCUCCGCCGGCCAAGCCUUGCGCUUAGAACAGCAUGGUCAUGGCUGACACGGCGCUCCCAAAGCCGAUUCUCCGGGGUCCUGUGCGAGUUGGCUUCUACGACAUUGAGCGCACGUUGGGCAAGGGGAAUUUCGCCGUGGUGAAGCUGGCCAGACAUCGCAUUACCAAGACCGAGGUGGCCAUUAAGAUCAUAGAUAAGACCCAGCUUGAUGCCACCAACCUGGAGAAGAUCUACAGAGAGGUGCAGAUCAUGAAGAUGCUAGACCAUCCGCACAUCAUCAAACUCUACCAGGUGAUGGAGACCAAGAACAUGCUCUACCUGGUGACGGAGUACGCCAAAAACGGGGAAAUAUUUGACUACCUGGCCAAUCAGGGGCGUCUGAGCGAGACGGAGGCGCGGCGGAAGUUCUGGCAGAUCCUGACGGCAGUGGAGUACUGCCACAAGAGGCACAUCGUCCACCGAGACCUCAAGGCAGAGAACCUACUGCUGGACUCACACAUGAACAUCAAGAUCGCAGAUUUUGGUUUUGGCAACUUCUUCAGGCCAGGUGAGCCCCUGGCGACGUGGUGUGGCAGCCCCCCCUACGCGGCCCCCGAGGUCUUCGAGGGACAGCAGUACGAGGGGCCCCAGCUGGACAUAUGGAGCAUGGGGGUGGUGCUGUACGUGCUGGUGUGUGGAGCGCUGCCCUUCGACGGCCCCUCGCUGCCCGUGCUGAGGCAACGCGUGCUGGAGGGACGAUUCAGGAUCCCCUACUUCAUGACCGAGGACUGUGAGCAUCUGAUCCGGCGCAUGCUGGUCCUGGACCCGUCCAAGCGUCUGACGGUGGCCCAGAUCAAGGAGCACCGCUGGAUGGCGCUGGACGUGCCGGUGCAGCGGCCCAUGCUCUACCAGCAGGGGGUGCUGGAGAGGGGCGUGGAGGGCGUGGACGGGGGCCUGGCCGAGUACAGCGAGCAGGUGCUGAGGCUCAUGCACAGCCUGGGCAUCGACCAGCACAAGACCCUGGAGUCUCUUCAGAAUAAGAGUUAUAAUCACUUUGCUGCUAUCUACUUCCUGCUUGUGGAGCGGCUGAAGGCCCACCGCUGCAGCUUCCCCGUGGAGCAGCGGCUGGACGCGCGCCAGAGGCGGCCCAGCACCAUCGCAGAGCAGACCGUGGCUAAGGCGAGUAGUGCCACCUCCUCCAUGGGCAUGCGUCUCCUGCGCUCCCCGGCGCUGCCCCAGUCCUCCACCGACUCCUUCUCUAUCCCACAAUCCCCCAUGGGCGCCGCGGAGCAGGGCCUCAUGGAGGAGGAAGUGGGGACGCCCAAGGUUAACGGCUGCCUGCUCGACCCGCUACCUCCCGCCGUCCUGCGCAAGUCCAGCACCUCCUCGUCUCCUAGCAACAUGAUGGAGAUGUCCAUCGACGAGGGCAUCGAGACAGAGGAGCCGGACGCGGAGGACGACCCCGCCCACCUCUUCAGCUCGGCCUAUCAGACGGCCCGGUUUGGCCAGCGCAGACACACCCUCUCCGAGGUCACCAACCCGCCGGGAACACUCAUGACUAGUGGAGGUAAGCUGUUCAGCAUGGGCCACAACCCUUCUCUGGGCAGCGUGGACUCGGAGUACGACAUGGGCUCAGUGCAGAGUGACCUAGGCCUGCUGGAGGACUCCUCAGCCAAUCUGGGAGGAGCAGGAGGGGAGGGGGCGGGGCUAGGCAACACGUCAAUCACACACAUGGCCCCGCCCUCCUCGUUCCUAGCCGGUCGGCCGGGCAACCCCGCCAUGCAGGCGCUGAGCUCGCAGAGGAGGGAGACGCACAACCGCUCGCCCAUCAGCUUCCGGGAGGGACGCCGCGCCUCCGACACUUCACUUACGCAAGGUCUGGUGGCGUUCCGGCAGCACCUGCAGCACCUGGCGCGCGCCAAGGGCUUCCUGGAACUGAAUAAGGUGUAUGAGCACAUGGCACCCGGAGACGAGGACGCAGAGCUCAUGGGCACACACACACUCUACACCCCCGAGAUGCUGCAACACACACUACAGGGUGAGUCACCACACCCAGCUGACAGCAUGGGUAUGUUCUCUCGCCAUCCUCCUCUGUUGUCACGGCGACAGAGCCUGGAGACACAGUACCUCACACACAGGAUGCAGGUACCUCAGGCCAAUCUGCUAGUUAACAGUCCCAGCUGUCAAAUGUUUUGCAAGGAGACACCACGCAGUCUGGAACAACAGCUACAGGAACACAGGCUGCAUCAGAAGCGUCUCUACCUGCACAAACAGUCCCAGCUGCAGGCCUACUUCAACCAGAUGCACAUCGUGGAGGGGGGCGCUGCCUCCUCCCCUUACCCCCACCAGCCCGGAGGACCCCCCCUGGGCCCCCCAGACUCGCCCCAGACAGUCCCCAAUCCGGUCCAGUGUCCCCCUGGCUCCCUCACGCCUCCCUCUGGCCACCACCAGCCACAACAACAACAACAACAACAACAACAACUCCCAACACAACCCCAGCCCUCACCUCCCUUCAGCCACCCGCAACAGACUCUCUCCCCCCUCAUGGGCGCCGGGCUGGAGUCCUUAACCUUUGACCCCUAUCUUGGACACUAUCCGCACCUCCAGCAACACAGCAUGACCCCACAACACCCACAGCUCCAACACCCCCACCAACAGCCAGGCCACCCCCACCAUCACCACCACCACCACCCCCACCAACAUCCCCACCAGCUGCCCCACCACCCCGACGCCCUAGCCGCGUACGCCGCUGCCGCCGCCGCCUACGACCCCAGCCUGGGUCUGCCGGAGCACCUCUACGCAGAGCAGGCAUACCAGUACCCGCUGGAGCCGGGACAACCACCUCCACCGGGGCCCCCAGGCCCAGGCCAGACACCCGGGCCUGGAGUAGGAGGACCAGGGGCUGGGCCACCGGGAGGAGCAGUGGCUGGAGCACCGGGGCAGGAGGGGCAGUACGAGGGCGAUGGUAGCGCCGCCCUACUGGACAGUGAGAUGAUGGAAACCGUGGACUCGCAGCACGGAUUUGUGCUGGUCACCUGAGCCCACACAACCGGCCCCGCCACCUGCCCCACCACCUAUACACUGUAAAAUAUUGCAGCCAGGUACAGUAAAUGUAAAAAAAAAAAACAAUUUUCCUCCUGCCUUAAGUUUGUAAGUUGACUUAACAUAAGACUUACCUCAACUUGAGGCUUUUCUCAAGUGGAGUUAGCUCACAAAAUUUCAGGCAGUGGGGCGACUUAAUGGUUUUUUUUUUUACAUGAAUCUGUCUGCAAUGAUUUACAGUGCACCACCCGCUCACAACGUAAACAAACAGUGUUAUCGUGACGAUGGAGGUCUCGAACCAACAUAGCGAGACACAGGACUGAGAAUGACUUUUUUUAAAAGCGGGGGGUGGCAGUUGUUGUUGAUUUUGUUUUGUUUUUUAAAUUUCCUAAUUCUUUCACUGAUCUGGAGUCAGAGACAGACGGUAACACUACUAAGACACACUGAUGAGGGGAGUUUUCAGUGAAGGACUUUAAAAAGCCACCUGCUGUUGCUCCCCCCCCCCCCACACACACACACCACACACAACAACCAACCAACCAUCCCGCCCCCCGAACCUACCUCCCUCUGUGCUCCCUCAGUCUGCUAUACACACACGUAGGAGUGUGUGUGUGUGUGUGUGUGUGUGUGUGUGUGUGUGUGUGUGUGUGUGUGUGUGUGUGUGGAUCACACAGUGUACGAAUACCCUCACUCACACACACACGCACACACAUACAGACACACACACACACACACACACACACACACAUUGUGUAUUUUGAGCUGUGUGUACCGUACAGUAAAGUGCAUUUGCUGUUCAGCUGUGUACAGAAUAGUCCAGAGUCUCCGUCUGGAAAGAGGAAGCAACAGCACAAAGUCUAUUAGUCAAGUAGGAACACUAAACCUCAUCCUCACACACACACACAGACACACACACACACACACACACACACACACACACACACACACACACACACACACACACACUCACACUCACACUCACACACACACACACACUGACUGCCCUUCUGUGCACAGAGCAUAGGACCAGACCACAAAGCUACCCCUAAUAACCCCACCUUGCACAAGGCACAGGGGGGAUGUAUUACUCUCGUUUUCCGUGUGUGUGUGCGUGCGUGCGUGCGGGCGUGCGUGUGUGUGUGUGUGUGUGUUGGGGCACUAUUGAAGCAAUAUAUCCAUCAAGAGACUGUGAGAAGCCAUAACCCGUGUGUUCCAGAGUUGGAGCACUGUAGUCCAGGGUUGCCAGAUAAGACUGAGGAUUUCCAGCCCAAAUUGUACUGAAAAACCACCUGGAAGCACUAAAUCCCACCCAAUUUGAGCUAAAUUCUAUUGAUUUCUAUGGCCAAAAAUGUGCAGAAAAAAACAGCCCAAAUGCCCUUUUUGCCCAUUUUAACCCGCAGAUGUUCUUCCUAGACAGUCAAAAUGGGCGGGAAACUGCCCAAUCUUGCAACACUGUAGUCUGAUGGGAUCGUCUUUCUAGUGUGUGACAUCACCAGUGAACGAUGUUUUGUGACAUCACUGGUAUGUGUGACAUCGCUAGUAGUCACGUGGAUGUUCCCUGCAACCUCCAUCACGCCACAAAAAAUAACUAAAGCUGUGAAAAUCACUGAAGACACUCAAAAAGUAUCAAAAUAGUUUUCUUUCCACCUAAAGCUCAUGGUAAAAUAUCCAUACAGUCGAUCCAUACAUUUUUGAAAAUCAAGUUAGGUUUUAGUCUUGUCUCAAACUUUUUUGAACAAAUGCCUCCUUGACCUCAUCAUAAGCUAUACACACACACACACACACACACACACACACACACACACACACACACCUUAGUAUUAGAAAAAUGGAAUAAAAAAUGUCCAAGGGUGAUAAAUAAAAACAACUAGCGGAUAGAUGUCGGGAUGGAGAGCUGUCCGCCCCGAGGAACAAAGUAUUUGCCCAUAUUCCCAUAUUUUCUACCAUAGCAACAGGCUUCGCAAACAUUUCAGACCAUUCCACAGUAGUGUAAGACGUGUUAUUCUGAGUGUCACACAAACUUCCACUUCUGGUGCUAACACCCGUAGAAAAGGAUCAUCUUCCCGUGAUUUUACAGCUUCAGUCAUUUUUUGGAGUGCACAUGGACUUUAUUAACAGGGCUGAGUAGCUGAAGAAUUCAGUGGGCGUUCCUGUCGACUCUGUGGGCUGACUCUGACUCCAGGGUUGCCAGAGACCGAUGAUUUCCAGCCCAAAAAUGCUCAAAACCCACCUGGAAGCACUAAAUCCCGCCCAAUUUGAACUAUAUUUUAUUGAUUUCUGUGGCCAUAAAUUUGCAGGAAAAACCCACCCAAAUGCCCUUUAUUUACCCGCAGAUGGCUAUCCUAAGCAGCCCAACUGGAUGGGAAACCACCCAAUCUGGCAACACUGUCUGACUCAUACGCUAUAUAAUAUGGACUGACACUACAGUCUGCUUGAGUGUGGACGAUCUCUCCAGUCUCAUGACCCCUCACCUUGUGGUGUCCUGACCCGUGACCUUUGACCCUUGACCCUUGUGGUGUCCUGAAGGAUCCCUGGUGCUGUGCUGACGUCACGUCACGAUGAGCCCAACACCUCAACACCAACCCCCAUUCCACCUUCAAUAUUACACUGGAACCCCCGCCCUCCUCUCUCUUUUCCUCCCUCCCUCCCUCCACCCCACUCCACUCCCUCUCUCUCAGCCCCAGACCUCCUCAAACCCCAACAUCUCCUCCCCCAGAUGGCAUGACAUCACCAGCAGGUCUCCUCACCUCUUAAAGCUGUUGUGGACGCCAAGAGAUGAUGUCAGCUUUUGUCAACCCUUAAGACACACGACACGUUCCCCACACUUCCCCCCCCACCUUCCACAAUGGAAACAGGGUGUGCAUCCCCCCCCUCUUUACCCAGCCUGUGCAGGCUCUUCUAGGGCAGCCCUUCCGUACACCCGCCCCCUUCCCCCUACUUGAAAAUUGCACGCCAUUGGAGACCACGCUACAAUAAUGACAAACUGGAGCCAAGGAGCUCGCAGCAGAGGCUACACUGUAGAAUCUGCAUGUGUAUGUAUGUGUGUGUAGGUGUGUGUGUGUGAGAGAGAGUGAAAGAAUGUGUGUGUACAGCAUGUAUGUGUGUGAGCGAGCAUGUGAUUGUGCGUAUUUCUUAGUAACAGAAUUUUACUGGAGCACUUUUAUUCCAAGGAAGUGAAAAGGAAGAGUGUUGUUUUUGGGGUGAAUGUAAACGGAGGAGAGAGGAGGAGAGGAGCGGAGAGGAGAGCUGUAUCUUUGCUGCUGGCCCCAGAGGGAUGUCCAGGGCCUGCUCCAGAUUGGACUGUCCGGUUCUGUCUCCACAGUGGACUCAUGACUCGGUCCUGCCUCAGCAGUCAGUCCGAACUUCGACCUCUUGGUCUGAACAUUGGAUCUCAUUGGGUCUGAACUCGGGUCUGGCUCAGAUCUGAACUUGGAAAUGAUGAUCAGAACAUGAAUCUGAAGGUCCAACAACUGUUGAUCUUGAGGUUCAAAACUUGGAUCUGAAGGUCUACUACGACUCAGAUCUGUUGAUCUGAACAUUGAUCUGAAGGUCCAAAACUUGGACAUCAAAAAUCUGGAGGUCCAGAAUUCGGAUUGUGGAGGUUCACUGGGCCCUGACGAUUCCUUUGUGUGGUUGUUUAGCUUGUGUGCUUUAUUUUUGAGAAAAAAAACAACAGUCGAAUGAAAUUAGGACUUGCGUAGAGAGGGUUUUUGAACUGUGAGUUCAAGAUCCAACCAAUAUUAUUAUUGUAUUAAAUGUGAUAGUGUUUCGUCGUGCCUUUGCUUUUCGGUCUCUCUCUCUCUCUCUCUCUCUCUCUCUCUCUCUCUCUCUCUCUCUCUCUCUCUCUCUCUCUCUCUCUCUCUCUCUCUCUCUCUCUCUCUCAGCUCUCUCUACCUACCUACCAACCUACCUACCUAUUUUCCUCUUCCUGUCUGUUUUAAAUUAAGAAUUUGAAGAAGAAGAAGAAUUAUAUUUUUCAGUUCCUAUUUCAUUUAUAUUUGAUGUUUGGACUUCCUUAGCGAAGCAACGUUAAAUUAAGCGAGUCGACCCAGGUACAGAACCAAAGUCCCCUCUAAACUGAACUCUGCCAGGACAGCGUUCGCCAUGUGGGUGUUCGCGAAACCUCCUCUUGAAGCUUUUCCACAGUGUACUUUCUUGUUUUUGUUUUUGUUUUUGUUUUUUUGUCAAUCAGUAAAUGCCGUUGGAAAGUAUUAUAGCAAUAUUUCUUGAAUAAUAACUAGUUUUAAUGAAUUUAUGAGAGUAGCUGAUGUGUGUGACAGAAUUUAGUAAAGCGUCAUCACCACCCUCUUUGCUGGCACACCACCACCCUUCAUUCAGUUUCACUCUACAUCGGACUUUCCAUUUUAGCUUCCUCCAUGCUGACCACACAUAAGCUAACUUGCUGUAGAGAUUAAAAACCGAAAAGAUUUAU